GACAGCCGUUGGCGGCCGUUAGGGAGCGGCCGUUGGCCAUCCCUCCCCCCCCCCCCCGCCCUUUCCUCACCCCCAUCCCUGCCCCGCUUCGCCGCCCUCCUCCGGGAUUAGGGGCUGUCGCCUGGAAAUCCGCCGGCUGGAGGCGGCGGCUUUACCCCCGGCUCCCUCCCUCCCGCUCUGCCCGGCUUAAGCCGCUCUAAUCCUCCUCCUCCUCCCCUUCCUCCCCCGGGCACGGCCAUGGAGUCGCAGCGGCCCCGUUACCGCGCCCCUUCCUCGCCGCCAUCCCGCGGCGGGAGGGAGCCCGGGGGGCUCCGUCGGAAGGGCCCGCCCGCGGCCGGCAGCGCCCCGGAGGCCGUGGAGGGCAGGAAGCCCAAAUUCCAUUUAAAUAUCAAGACACUGACUGAUGAUGUGCUUUGCUGUUCAGACGCUAUGAAGGCAGGAAACUUAUUGCACAGAAGAGCUGCAAGUAGGUAUCUGACCAAGUAUCUACUUGAAAGACCACAGUGGAAACAAGCCUGUUUCCUAACUCAAGUGCUGCACACUCCGUUGGAUAGAUUUGCCAGUAUAAGAAUUCCAGGAAGCAAAAAGGAAAGACCUCCUCUGCCACAUACGAAGCAGUCCCACUCUACAGAUUGGUCAUCCACAACUACUGAUGUGGAGGAUUUUGUUCCAAAACCCCUGUCAGAAAGAGAAAUCAUAGCACUGUUUGAAAAAAUGAUGGAAGAUAUGAAUUUAAAUGAAGACAAGAAAGUGCCGUUGAGAGAAAAGGAUUUUAAUACCAAAAAAGAAAUGGUGAUGCAGUAUCUUAGCACUGCUUCAAAGUCUGGAAGUCUCAAGAACCGUCGGAAGAUUUCACCCCAAGAGUUUAUGCAGGAAUUAAAAUCUGGGUCAACAGAUGAAAGACUAGUCACUUGCUUAGAAUCACUUCGUGUGUCCUUGACUAGUAAUCCUGUCAGCUGGGUUGAAAACUUUGGCCGAGAAGGUCUGGGGCUGCUGUUGGACGUUUUGGAAAGACUGGUUGAGACAAAACACCAGGACAAAGUUGUGAAGAGGAGUCAGCAUAAGGUUAUACAAUGUUUGAGAGCCUUCAUGAACAAUAAGUAUGGAUUGGAAAGAAUUCUGGGAGAAGAGAGGAGCCUUUUGUUGCUGAUCAAAGCAAUUGAUCCCAAGCAAACUAGUAUGAUGACUGAUAUAGUUAAACUCCUUUCUGCAAUGUGCAUUGUUGGAGAAGAAAGCAUCCUUGAAAAAAUUUUGGAAGCUAUAACAGCAGCAGCAGAGGAAAAGAAUGUUGAUAGAUUCUCUCCUAUUGUGGAAGGACUUCAGGAUAACUCAGUUCAGCUGCAAGUAGCUUGCAUGCAGCUCAUCAAUGCUCUUGUUACAUCUCCUGAUGAUUUGGAUUUUAGGCUUCACAUCAGAAAUGAAUUUAUGCGCAGUGGAUUAAAAGAGAUAUUGCCACAAUUGAAAUGUAUAAAAAAUGAAGCACUAGAUAUUCAGCUGAAGGUGUUCAAUGAGCAUAAGGAAGAAGACAUGAUUGAGUUCUCUCAUCGUUUAGAAGAUAUUAGAUCUGAACUAGAUGAAGUAAAUGAUGUUUACAACAUGGUGUGGAAUACAGUUAAGGACACCAGUGCUGAAGGAUAUUUUCUUUCUAUUCUCCAACAUCUUUUGCUGAUAAGAAAUGACUAUUUUAUACGCCCACAGUAUUUCAAAAUAAUUGAAGAGUGCGUUUCCCAGAUAGUGUUACAUCGAAGUGGAACAGACCCAGAUUUCACGUAUCGUAAAAGAUUAGAUAUAAAUUUCAGCCACUUAGUAGAUAUUUGUGUAGAUAAAGCAAGAUUAGAAGAAUGCGAAGAGAGAGCUUCUGAACUUUCCAGAAAAUUUGAAAAAGAUUUUGUAGUUCAUCAGGAGACCCAGGCCCUACUGCAAAAAAAAGAAGAAAGAAUCAAUGAACUUGAAGCAGAAUUACAAGCUUUUAAAUUGCAGUAUGGCUCCUUGCCACCUGGUUGUCUAUCAUCAACACGUGGAGAUGCAUCUGUCGUUCCAGCGGAUGCUACAGGACCACAUCAGUUGCCGCCACCUCCUCCACCACUGCCUUCUAAUGGGGCAAUCCCACCACCGCCACCUCCCCCUCCUCCUCCACCAUUUUUGAAUGCCUUGGGAAUUCCUCCAGCAUUGGGUGCCCCACCACCACCACCUCUACCAGGCCUGCCUGGGGCACAGUGGUCUCCACCUUCAUGUACUUUGCCAUUUGGACUGAAGCCUAAAAAAGAGUUCAGACCUGAGGUUACCAUGAAAAGACUCAACUGGUCCAAGAUCAGGCCACAGGAAAUGACAGAAUCCUGUUUCUGGGUUAAGGCAGAAGAGGACAAGUACGAGAAUGCUGACAUGCUUUGCAAAUUGGAACUUACAUUUUGUUGUCAACAGAGGGUAAAAAAAGAAGAGGAAGAUUUUGAAGAAAAGAAAUCCAUUAAGAAACGGAUCAAGGAAUUAAAAGUUCUGGACCCAAAGAUUGCACAGAAUCUGUCAAUUUUCCUUGGAUCUUUCCGAGUGCCUUAUGAGGAAAUCAAAAUGAUAUUGGAAGUAGAUGAAACACAGCUGUCAGAGUCCAUGAUUCAGAAUUUAAUAAAACAUCUUCCGGAACAAGAACAACUGAACACGUUGUCCAAGUUCAAGAGCGAGUAUAAUAAUUUGUCUGAACCAGAGCAGUUUGGAAUUGUGAUGAGCAAUGUGAAGAGACUACGGCCACGGCUCAGUGCUAUUCUUUUUAAGCUCCAGUUUGAAGAGCAGGUGAACAACAUCAAACCUGACAUCAUGGCUGUCAGUGCUGCCUGUGAAGAGAUAAAAAAGAGUAAAAGCUUUAGCAAGCUGCUGGAACUAGUAUUAUUAAUGGGAAACUACAUGAAUGCAGGUUCUCGGAAUGCACAGACCUUUGGAUAUAAUCUCAGCUCCCUAUGUAAACUGAAAGACACGAAGUCAGCAGAUCAAAAAACAACAUUGCUCCAUUUUCUUGUAGAAGUGUGUGAAGAAAGCUAUCAGGAUGUUCUGAAUUUUAUUGAGGAUUUUCAGCAUUUAGAUAAAGCUAGUAAAGUCUCAGCAGAAAACCUGGAGAAGAGCCUGAAGCAUAUGGAGAGGCAACUCCAACAGCUUGAGAAGGAUUUGCAGACUUUUCCAGUUGCUGAAGAUAAGCAUGAUAAGUUUGUAGCAAAAAUGUCUAGCUUUCUAGUUCAUGCCAAAGAAGAUUUUCGGAAACUCUCACGGAUGCAUGAGAACAUGGAAAAGUUGUAUCAGAACGUGAUGGGAUAUUAUGCCAUCGAUCUGAAGAAAGUUUCUGUGGAGGAGUUCUUAACUGACUUAAACAACUUCAGGAUGAUGUUCAUGCAAGCAGUAAAGGAUAAUAUGAGAAGGAGAGAAGCAGAAGAAAAACAGAGGCGUGCUAAAAUAGCUAAGGAGAAAGCAGAAAAAGAAAAACAAGAGAGGCAACAAAAGAAAAAGCGUUUGUUAGAAAUGAAAACAGAAGGUGAGGAGACUGGAGUGAUGGAUAGCCUGUUGGAGGCCUUGCAGUCAGGUGCAGCUUUUCGUGACCGAAGGAAAAAGAUACCAAGGGCUAAAGACAUACCACAAAAUGUCAGUCCAACCACACAGAGGCCUGUGCUGAAAGCUUGUAACCAUGAGAACCAGAAAGCACAGCCAGAGAAGUCAUGUUCACACCACAGUGUCAGUUUAAAAUCGACAAGAAGCCCAGUCAACAAAGAAGUUACUUAUGACGUGGAAACAAGUUCUUCUAUGGCACGGAGCAAGGCUGUUGGGAGGAAGGAAGCCUGUAAUGGAGAAGGCAACAAAGAAAAGAAAAUGGAGCGUAUUGGGUCUCCUUCUAAGGGAGAAGCCAUUCCAGAAGUAGAAGCUCUCCUGGCAAGACUGCGAGCACUAUAGAGUAAUCAUAUAAAGGAUUAAAUCAAAGCUUAAAAACAAGCUAUAAUAGUGUAUCUCUUCAAGAUACACUAAUUUUCCAUUAUUGACAUCACAUACUUUUGAGUUCCAAACUUCCCUAGGUAUUAAUACUCUACUUCUAAACUUUUUGCAAGACUCCACAAAAUGAUACUGUAGUUUUGCUUAACUUCAAAAAGAUUUUCAUUAUAUAUUUCACCGUUUUUUAUUCCAAGACACAGUCCUUUUAGUCAACAGGCUGCUGACCAAAUGUUUUGAGAGCUUCUCAGAAUAGAAGUAGAGUGUCUUUUAAAUAUUGUUAGAUCAUCAUGCCUGGGAAUAAGGGUCAGUAAAUAACAGGAAAGUCAGUCUUAUAUUUUCCACUACAUUUUUUAUUCUGAAGAGAUUUUAUCAUCUAAAAAGUAUUAUUAUAGCAUCAUUUGUGUUUAUAAUAAUGAGAAAUGUAUAUCAUAUAAAUUUCUCAGCCAUGUUCUAGUUUGAGUUCAUCGAAGAGUACCAAAGCUUGCUUAAUUAUAUAUGCAUUUACAAAAGGGAAAUCCAUGGACAGUAAACAAAGAAUCUAUGCAAAUAAUAUACUUUACGUGUGAAUAAUAUAUCACGUCUAUUAAGCUUAGUUAUAAUGAUUAUAUCAAGAUAAUAUAUAUGAUUUCUAUGAAUGCAAUGUUUUGCAGUUGUGUCCAUAGUGGGCAAAAGGUCUUUCUUCACAGUUAUUUACGAAUGUAAUUUUUUAUCUUUUCACAUGUGAGUGAGGUAACAUGUUUCUAUAAAAGGAACAUGUAAUGGAAAAGGUUUUUACAAGUGUUUUUUUCACAAACUCAUUUUCCAGUAGCCCAUAAAGUCUUAUUUGCUGGCACAAUAGGAAACUUGCACAUAAUUGCUUCUCUUUUAUCGCACUGUCAUUGUACAUUCUUACAUGUUCGCUAUCAUAUUUAUUAAUUGCACAUCAUAAAGAAUUGCUACCUAUGUUACCAAGUGGGAAGAUACUAUUAGUAUCUUUGCUCCAUUAUUUAAAGCUUCCUUAUUAUAAGAGUGUAUUAGAUAUCUAAUAUCUUUCUACUAAAUUACUCUAUUUUUCUUUACAAAAUGCUGAAAAAUAUGUCUUUCAAUAAGAGUCAGUUACAUGAAACCAGUGUUUCAAUGCUUCAGUGCUUUUUAUAUCCUUGUUUAAGUUGCCUUCUUACUUUCUGCACUAAACAUUAAUAAAGUUAAUUAGAACUC
Cygnus olor (mute swan) is the source of this 5160-nucleotide messenger RNA. RefSeq names its product diaphanous related formin 3 (gene DIAPH3). Gene Ontology annotation, cellular component: actin filament; cytoplasm. Gene Ontology annotation, biological process: actin cytoskeleton organization; actin filament polymerization. The record is from RefSeq and is a predicted model, not a curated record. Gene Ontology annotation, molecular function: actin binding; microtubule binding; small GTPase binding. NCBI's taxonomy places the organism in Eukaryota, Metazoa, Chordata, Aves, Anseriformes, Anatidae.